ACUGCUGAGCACGACCACAUCAGACCUAAGUUUUGAUUUAAAUUUCUCACGAAACUCUUAAAAUAGCAGGCGAAAUACAGUUCAGAGUCAUUCAUAAUCCAGAGCAAGAGAAGCGACAUGCGUGGCUAUAAGUUCUUCACCUUUGUGGCCAGUGUCCUAAUCCUGGGAGCCCUGCAAGUGGGAGCAACUGAAACUGAGAACAAAACAGGUGAAUUCGUGGCCACCAAGGAUUGGCAGGUGAUUGCGGAAGGACAAGCUAUACCCAAGGGUCUGCAUGUGCGGAUCAAUCUGCAGACGGGACUCAAGGAGGCGAAGCUUCUGGACGAAAGCGAACGUGGCACAGCGCUGCAGAGUCAACAAGAGGGCCAGGCGGCAGAUGAGAACGAGCCGCUCUCCUUGGACUACAAGCCGGACAUUAUCGAGGAGUCGCUGCGUCGGGUCAAGGAGAAGAAGAAGAGCUACGCGGAGCUGAGAAAGGCGUACAAGGAGUUCCAGAAGAACUUUCGCACGGACGGAGAGCUGAUUGUGCAGCUAAUUGAUCAGUACCGGAACUUUAGCAAGACGCCGCUGGAGUCGGAGCUGCGCUCCAAGCUGGACUCCCUUGAGAACCUGGAGUACCUGCUGCAUCAGAUAGAUAAUGCCCUGUUGUUCAUCGAUAAUGGCGGGCUGGAUGACGUCCUCCUGCCAAUUGUGGUCAACGAUACCAACACGGCGUUGAGGAUAUCAGCAAUGAGAGUCCUGGGUUCCCUGGCCAGCAAUAAUCCCAAGGCGCAGAUUAAGGUCUUCGAAAAAAACUUUGGCUCUCAUCUGGCGCAGAUCCUCAGCAGCUCUGGGAAUGCCGGGGAGAUCUCGGCAGCUCUCCAUGCCUUUGGAGCUCUGUUGCGGAAGUUUCCGCUGGCCCAGCAGCGAAUACUAUCCACCUCUGGCACCCAGGCCUUGAUCAAGGUGCUUCAAAGUCCCGACGUGGAGCUACGCAGCAAGUCCAAGGUAGUAACUCUCAUCAGUGACCUGGUGCAGGAGAAGCGUUUCGUGCUCGAGACAAGCAAAGAUGCGCCAGAUGCCGCCUCCACGAUGGCGCAGUAUGUACUGUUGGAGUUCCAGCCCUGGCUGCAAACGCACGGAUACUGCCCAGCGUUGGACAAUGUGCUUGCCAAGGACUACUUGCAUCUGCUGGAGCAGCCAGAGAUUGUGGAACAGUUUGCCACUGCUUUGGAGACUACCGAGGACCUUUGUAGUGCUUCGUGGUCACAAAGCUCGGGACUGAGGCAUGCCCUCCUAACGGUCCGCAAUCGGUAUGCCAACAGCCAGGACGAAUACCGACUGGAGGUCUCACAGGUCCUUUCCAAGCUCUGCGAGAGGCUGUUCAACAAGCCCAAGCACACCGAACUGUAAGCCUAGCCAAUUAUUAGUUAAAGUUCUUAUUUAUUCUAAGCUAAUUUUGAAUGUAAUUCGUAGCCAAACCAUAGACCCAAAUUGUUCAGGGUAAGUUAAGUGAACUUAAGCUAAAACAAACUAAGUUGCCAAGUACUUGUGAUGCGAAGUAAUGCUCCUUCUGCGUAAAAUAUAAAGACCCUGUCAUUAAUUUUAAUGUUAAUAAAGAUCAGGUAUUAUUAUUAA
Molecule: messenger RNA, 1617 nt
Organism: Drosophila kikkawai
Lineage: Eukaryota; Metazoa; Arthropoda; Insecta; Diptera; Drosophilidae
Gene: Sil1
Product: Sil1 nucleotide exchange factor
Source: RefSeq, a predicted model, not a curated record